Molecule: messenger RNA, 1596 nt
Organism: Botrytis byssoidea
Lineage: Eukaryota; Fungi; Ascomycota; Leotiomycetes; Helotiales; Sclerotiniaceae
Exons: 2
Coding region: 1-1596 (531 amino acids)
Biological process (GO): transmembrane transport
Cellular component (GO): plasma membrane; fungal-type vacuole membrane
Molecular function (GO): transmembrane transporter activity
Source: RefSeq, a predicted model, not a curated record
AUGACACCAAACGAGCAGAUAGCUUCCUCGGAUCCCUCCCACGAUGUAGAGAAAGGUCCCUCAAGCGGACUCCCAUCCCCUCACGACCCUCUCGCUCUUUCGCCCUCGAUAUCUCCCACGCGCGAUAUUACAGAUCCUGCGAUCUCUCGUCCUCAAAAUCGUUUCUUUACUCUCACUGCACGAAUUGAAAAUCUUCUUGGUCUGGAAGCGCGGGGUAUUCACCGUGUACUGCCCGCAGAACAAACCACCAAAUCUACUCUAUCUUUCCUACAGAUUGUCGUGCUAUGGUUUUCGAUCAAUACCGCGCCGCAAAAUAUUACUUUAGCGGGCAUUGGGGCUAGUGUUUAUGGGUUGGGCUUUUUGGAUGCGACACUUUGUAGUGUUUUUGGGGCAGUGGUAGGAAUUUUACCGGUGGCAUAUACGGCAGGUUGGGGACCUUGGAGUGGAAAUAGAACUAUGAUAUGCGCUCGAUUCACAAUGGGAUGGUGGCCAGUAAAGAUCUGUGUGAUACUGAAUGUGGUAAUCUUAUUAGGAUAUUCUAUGAUUGAUGCAGUAGUAGCUGGUCAAAUGUUAUCUGCUGUAUCACCAAAUGGUAGCCUUUCAGUGGAAGUUGGAAUAGUCGUUUCAGCUAUCUUAACAUUCUCGGUCACAACAUUCGGCAUCAAGAUAUUUCAUCACUACGAGAGAUUUGCCUGGAUUCCUCAAACAUUCGUUCUCCUGAUUUUAGCAGGAACUGCAGGACCUAAAUUUGACCUGCAUAGUAAACCUACAGUUGAAGGCGCAACGCUUGCGGGGAACCGAAUUUCAUUCUUUUCGAUUUGUCUUAGCGCCGCAGUCACAUAUGCUCCUAUAGCAGCCGAUUUCUUCGUCUACUGCGAUCCAAAAAUCGCAUCUCGUUGGAAAGUUUUCGCGGCAACUCUACUCGGUCUUUCUCUCUCCUUCACACUCACUUUUGUCAUAGGAGCCGGUCUCUCAUCUGGUAUCGCCAAUAACCCUUCUUGGGAAGCGGCAGGUGCAGGUACAGGUGCUCUUAUAGUAGCUGGGUUUGAAAGUCUGGGGGGAUUUGGCAAAUUUUGCUCCGUGAUUGCUGCGUUGGGCUUAAUCGCCAAUAUGGUACCGCCUACCUAUUCUUGUGGUAUUGAUUUCCAAAUUCUAGGCCGUUAUCCGGCCAUGGUUCCGAGAUUCUUGUGGAAUACAUUUGGAGUGGUAGUAUUUACCGUCUGCGCACUUGCAGGACGUAAUGAUCUUUCUGAGAUCUUUACCAAUUUCCUAUCCUUGAUGGGAUAUUGGGUUGUACUUUGGAUUGUCAUUACCUUGGAAGAAGAAUUCAUAUUUAGACGUCGUAGAAAUCCUACGUUUGUAUGGAGUGACUGGCAUAAACAAGAAAAAAUGCCGCUGGGAAUUGCGGCAUUGGUGGCGUUUUGUAUAGGAUGGAUUGGGGCAAUUUUGUGUAUGAGUCAAUAUUACUUUAUCGGACCGCUUGCGAAGAUGGUAGGAAGUGAGGGGGGUGAUAUGGGCAACUACGUUGGGUUUGCCUGGGCUGGGUUGGUGUACCCCGUGUUGAGAUGGUGGGAGCUGAGGAAGUUCGGUAGAUAG